CAAACAAAACUUACGGGGCGGCCACGCCUUCGUCUUCUUCCUUCUACUCCUCACGGUUCUCUCCCUCUCUUCUCUGUCUUUAUCAGCUUCUCAAGUUACUUGUUUCAGUUUCCGAUGCUCCUUUCUUAGUUUUUUUUUCUUCGUUUUCUCUUUCAUCAGCAGGGCUUUGGAGUUUGUGUUAUCAUCCUCGUCCGUCGUCAUUACUUACUGGUGUUUUAGGGUUUCAAUAAAAAAAGCUUCUUAAUCCGUCGAAAUUACACUUUUCUCUCCCUCAUUGUCGGUUACUCUCUUUUUCCCCUUCGCAAGUUUUAUGCUUUUCUAGUUUCCAUUGAUGCUCUAGCCUCUAGUUCAAAUCUCGGUUUUUGAUUUCUUCGCUUAGAAAUUUUAAUGUAUGAAAUCUGACUUUUUUUAUUUUUUUUAAUUGAUGAUCGUUUUCAAUUAAGACAAAAAAAAAAACAAAUCAGUGGCUGGUUUAACUUUGAUUUACUCAUGAUUGGUUCUCUCUUGCAGUAAUUGAGUUUUCAUUGUAAUUUUGGUCACUGUUGCUUGUUCUUCUACUUCCUUACGAUACUAUCUCUCUCUGUGCCUUGUGCGUAUCGCUUACUUAAUUCUCAAAGUGGAGAUUCUUCACACGUCUCUAAUUUCUCUGACUUUUCUCUUUUAUUGCGUAUAUAUUACUAUUUGCGAUGAUACUUAGUUUCACAUUGUUGUUGGCUACCACUAUAUGCUUGUAAGGAUAGUUUAGCAAGUGAAACGAAAGACAAAGAUAAAUGGCUUCAAAGAUUAUAGCUGGCAAGCCGGAUGAUUCUGAGUAUGAAAUCGUUGAAGGUGCGUCUGAGAGCGCUUUAGCAGCCGGGACAAGCCCUUGGGUGGAUUCUUCAACGUUGAAGCUUCGGCAUCGGAUUGGAAGAGGUCCUUUCGGAGAUGUUUGGCUGGCUACUCAUCAUCAGUCAACUGACGACUACGAUGAGCAUCAUGAAGUCGCCAUCAAAAUGCUUCAUCCUAUCAAGGAGUAUCAAAAAAGGGUUGUGGUAGAGUUUGACGAUCUCUUUUCCAAGUGUCAAGGAAUGGAGAAUGUCUGUCUGCUCCGAGGAGUCUCUACUAUCAGUGGAAAGAUAUGCAUCAUCAUGAAAUUCUAUGAGGGCUCUGUUGGUGACAAGAUGGCUCGGCGUAAAGGAGGAAAGCUUUUACUGCCUGAUAUAUUGAGAUACGGGGUUGAUCUGGCUUCAGGGAUCCUGGAGUUGCACUCAAAAUGGUUUCUGAUUCUCAAUCUUAAGCCGUCUAACUUUCUUCUCAGUGAUAACGACAAGGCCAUCCUCGGGGAUGUUGGGAUCCCUUAUCUCCUUCUUAGCAUCUCUUUGCCAAGUUCUGAUAUGACUGUGAGACUUGGAACUCCAAACUAUAUGGCUCCAGAACAGUGGCAACCAGAAGUAAGAGGUCCCAUGUCCUUUGAGACUGAUUCUUGGGGAUUUGGAUGCAGCAUUGUAGAAAUGCUGACUGGUGUACAACCUUGGUCUGGGAGAUCCGCCGAUGAAAUAUUUGAUUUAGUGGUGAGAAAGCAAGAAAAGCUUAAUAUCCCCAAUGGCAUACCGCCUCCUCUCGAGAACCUACUUCGGGGUUGCUUUAUGUAUGAUCUUCGAAGCCGACCUUCAAUGACUGACAUCUUACACGUCUUGAAGAGCUUGCAGAACUCAGAGGAGGAAGAGAUCUGGAGAGGCAUUGAUAGUACAGAAAUCAGGAAGAGCUCGGCAACUCUUGGUUAUACAGAAUGGUUUCUUUCAAAGGAUCAUCUGCAAGUGGGCGACAAGGUGCGUUCAAGAAAGCCUGCCAGUUCAUUUAAGCAUGAGAACAUGGAUGUGCCAGGAGGAAUGGUGGUUGGUUUAGAACGUGACACCACAGACCCAGAUGGGUUUGCGCUAGUUAAAGUCCAUGGCGUUCAUGACCCGUUAAGGGUUCAUGUAUCUGUUCUUGAACGGGUAACCAACGGAUUAGCUUCUGGAGAUUGGGUGCGUCUGAAGCACGGAAAUAAGAGGCACUCUUCGGUUGGUGUUCUCCAUUCAAUUGACCGUGAGGGAAACGUAGCUGUUGGGUUUAUUGGGUUGCCAACUCUCUGGAAAGGGACUUCAUCGCAGCUUCAGAUGGCUAAUGCAUACCGUGUGGGUCAAUUUGUGAAGCUCAAAGCCAAUGUUGUCAUCCCGAGAUUUAAAUGGAUGCGUAAAAGUAUAGGGAUAUGGGCAACUGGCAGGAUCUCUCAGGUUUUACCUAACGGUUGCCUUGAGGUGGACUUCCCUGGAGUGUUACCUUUUAAAGAGGAACAUGGAAGUUGUCUUGCAGAUCCGGCUGAAAUCGAGAUUGUGAAUUUUAAUACAUGUCAAGGAUUUGUGAAAAAAUAUGAACAUCUGGAGGAUUUUCAUUGGGCUGUGAGACCUUUGCUGAUUGCUAUGGGUCUAUUGACAGCAAUGAAGUUAGGGUUCUUUGUUGGGAAGAAAAUAGGAAGGUCAAAGGAUGGGAAACAACGUGAUGGCUCGAGUGCACAAGGUGACUGUCAGAUUCGGGAUGGUCAGAGAUCUCGCAAAUCUAAAUGGCUUGUGUUUGUUUAGGUCUGUGAUUAGGUUUGUGGCAAACCUGGUCUGGUCUGGUCUGGUCUAAAUAUCGCACUGUUCUAGUCCUGGAUACAUGGUUUUACAAUAGUACGUGUACAUAAUAAUAUUCUUUUCGUCUUUCAACGUAGUAAAAGACUCUUAUUAUAUUUGAUGGGAUUUAAGACUAGUGUUACCAA
Messenger RNA from Camelina sativa (false flax), 2779 nucleotides. Its product is annotated as protein KINASE OF THE OUTER CHLOROPLAST MEMBRANE 1. Gene Ontology annotation, molecular function: protein kinase activity; ATP binding. Gene Ontology annotation, biological process: protein phosphorylation. NCBI's taxonomy places the organism in Eukaryota, Viridiplantae, Streptophyta, Magnoliopsida, Brassicales, Brassicaceae. The record is from RefSeq and is a predicted model, not a curated record.